AUGAAAAACUGUGUUGUUCGCGCGCCACGUGACGUCAUCUCCCAAUUAUCGCCAAAAUCACGAAAAAUUCGCAAGUCAUCGGAGGAGCGAAAAGAGAAGGAGAAGGUGAGUAUUAUUUAUUGGAAAAAAACUUGUCGAGUGCCGUGCGAUCUCGUGGUGUAGUGGUUAUCACAUCUGUCUAACACACAGAAGGCCGGCGGUUCGAGCCCGCCCGAGAUCAGACAAUUUUUUUUGUUAAAAAAUUUUUUAUUUCCAGGUUGAAACCAAACUUCGUGCACUCAUCGGCUCAAAUGACGAAUCCUCACAACUCGAAUUAGUUUUGGCUGCCAUCGCACACAUUCGAGAACUCCAAGCACAAUUAAACGGCAAGGAAAACAGUCUCCCAGAUGGUUUGGAAGAAUAUUUCGCAUCUUGUUCAACAAGCCCAGCUUCAUCUCGAGCUUCAACACCGCCAACAACAUCGAAUUCACCCUAA
This is a messenger RNA of Caenorhabditis angaria, 475 nucleotides long. The record is from the annotation of a GenBank genome assembly. Lineage: Eukaryota; Metazoa; Nematoda; Chromadorea; Rhabditida; Rhabditidae.